Molecule: messenger RNA, 3105 nt
Organism: Branchiostoma floridae (Florida lancelet)
Lineage: Eukaryota; Metazoa; Chordata; Leptocardii; Amphioxiformes; Branchiostomatidae
Product: tolloid-like protein 2
Exons: 9
Coding region: 1184-2233 (349 amino acids)
Biological process (GO): single fertilization
Molecular function (GO): protein binding
Source: RefSeq, a predicted model, not a curated record
GGUCCUGAGGGGUGAAGCUGUCUUAGCGAGAUUGUUUGAAGAUCACAGUCAUUUGUAUAACUUCGAUUCUGGUGCACCAUCAUAUAGAAUAAGAGAGAUCCCAAUAAAAUUGUUGAAGUACUUAAUGUUGGUGUUUUUUUCACAUACAUGCAAUCUGCUUCAACGUAGCCUGAAAUGGCCAUUACAUAAAAGAUACACAAUACAUAGGCUCCAAGUGCUGGUUCUACAUUUUCCUCUAGAUUCGUCCAACAAGGAGGGUCUUUUGUUUUCCUCUGUUCUGUGCACAAUGAGAAAGUGAGAGUCUAACAUGAUUUAUACGAAGGCCAGAGGUCAUGACUACCAAGAUGGCGUCGACGUCUGUUGAAGUAGAGCCCCAUCAUUAUGCACCAAUCCUCGUUUAAGAUAGAUGUGUUUUUGUGACAUCUCUCUGCAACAUUAUGCGGUAUGUUAUACAUGUUGUAAUUUAGAGUGUAAUUUUUAUGUUCGACACUUUACAAGCUGUACCGUUUGGAUUAAGACACAACAUCAAACCCUACCUGCAUUGCACUGGUCUGUGAUAGUCCUUGCAUCGGCAUAACGUCAAAUUUCUAUCACAAGUGUAUUUAACAGUACUGGUUAACUGCAACUUUUAAAUAUCCAAUACAAACAGUCUAAAGGGAAUAUUGUUGGGGGCUUCUUGGCUUUCAGUGGUGCCGAUGAGCUGACCUAUGUAGUCCUUGUAGGAAGCUGGACUCCAGGUCAAUAUUGGCCAACGGUGCCUCAGUUAAACCUUUAUUAGCGGGUAUCCCACUGAAGCUGCAACACGGUGGUGACCUCGGUGGGGCGGAGAGAUUGCAAUUUGUUAGUGCGCUCAGCGAAUCUAUUUUACCGAUAAAAAACGAAUCUCCUAACGUUUUGUGUGUUUCGUUAUCCUUUUAGCUAAACAUGUACGUUUACAUGAUAUUUCCAUUACAAAUUCAAGGAUUACUCAAAUCAAACGUCAGUGAGAUACCAGCUUUAUAACUAUGUUGGGAGGCUUGUUUCGCUAUUUACAUUAGCUAACUGCAAACACACGUGAAAAGUGACACACAGGAAAAGGAACAGCUGUAUUUUCGGCGACGCCUGCCUUCACGUCAGGGACAUUGUUCUAUUUGCACUCCAGAACAAAUAGCAUUAAAUAAUCUAGACGUCAUAAUUAGGCCAGAUGACUAAUGCGGAGGUCACAUUUGGUAUAAUAGAGCUGUGCAAGAUGCAGACACUGGUGCUAGUACUGCUUUACUUCGGGGCCGCAGCUGGUCAGGUGUGCCACGAUUACCAGUUCCAGUGUGCUAACGGGAACUGCAUCCCGCUCAGCUGGGAGUGUGAUGACUACAACGACUGUGGAGACAAUAGCGACGAGCAGAACUGUAAUGGCGGCACACAGCAGUGCUCGGCAUCCCAGUUCCAGUGCACCGACGGCAGCUGCAUACCCACCGUCUGGGUCUGUGAUGGCGACAACGAUUGUGGCGAUAUGAGCGACGAGCAAAACUGCAACGGGGAAGGUGGACUGGCGACAUGUGGUGGGUUCCUGAACGAGACUGCCGGCAGCAUCAGCCCUCCGUACGGCAACAACAUGGACUGUAUCUGGACCAUCAGCGCGCCUGCGGGCUACUUCAUUGAGGUGGAGUUCACAGCCUUUGACGUCGAGGAUGACGGAUCGUCCUGCAGAUAUGACUAUGUUGCCGUGUACGACGGCGCCGACACCUCCGCCCCGCUUCUCGCCAAGCUGUGCGGCAGCACCAUCCCGGCCCCGCUCCGCUCACAGGGCAGCGCUCUGACGGUCAGGUUCGUCACGGACUCCAGCAUCACGGAGACCGGCUUCACACUUGUCUACACAACAACAGACCAGCAGCCCAUGCACGCGUCUGGCUGUGGUGGUCCUAAGGAGCUGACCGGUCCCUUCGGCGACUUUUUCAGCAUGAACUUCCCAAACAACUACGGCAACAACGCGCAGUGCAAAUGGGAGAUAACGGUGGAAGCAGGAAAGAGGAUCAAUCUGGUCUUUCCUAUCUUUGAACUUGAGACAGAGAGAGACUGCAACAACGACUUUGUAGAAAUCAUCGACAACAACAUUUCUCAAGGACGUCUCUGUGGUAACCUCAACGUGCAGCUGCCACCGUACACUUCUAUGUCCAACACGCUGUCUGUGAUGUUUUACAGUGACGAUAGCACCACCGCGACGGGCUUUGCUGCCCAGUAUACUACCAUUGUAUAGUGAUACAACGUGAACACUCUUGGUGUACGCCCGAGACCUUAAUGACUAAUAGCUACUACUUAAUAAAUAUCCAAUAAUCCAACUUCAGAAAAGAACAAGAAAUAGUCUUGCUUCAACCUAAGAAUAAUGUGUUCAAACGUUUUGCCUAGCAUUAUCGUAGAGUGAAACUUGUUCCAACCAAGCCUCAUAAUGCAGCUUUGAACAACGCUUCCAUCUAGAUGUGCAAAGGUAAGGUGUCAGCUGCUGCCGAGUGAAGCUGGUGUGUUACAAAUAAGGUUGGUUACACUGGCUACAUAGAUACAGAUUCGAUAUUAUGUACAUUCACGUAAACAUAGGAACACUGUACAUGUAUUAUAUAUGGAGGAAGUUUUUGUCAUAGAACAUCAGGCAACAUAAUUGUAUAUGAAGUGUAAUCUAAAGAAAGAAUGCAUGUAUGCCAAGAGAGUCUCUUGCUAUGCUGCUGCAGUACCAAGGCCACACACCAGGGAGCAAAAUUGAAUUAACUUGACCUUCGUCAUCCCAAGUUCUCUCCACAUAACAAAAAUCAUUACAAUCCAUCUACAGGCUCUAAAGCUACUAGAAUGCUGACGAAAAUCUACAGAUAUAUAGACAGGUUGACAGACAGACAGACAUCAUUAUUAGAUAGAUACACAUAAAUAUAGACACUCAUAGACACACGAAAAACAAUACCUCCAUUUUCAUGAAAUUAAAAGAUAAAAUAAAGCUAUCCAUAGAUAUACACAUCCAUAGAUAUACAUAUAACAUGAAACAAUAGCAUCAAAUAAUAACAACCGUCCUGCCUAGAUUAUGACAAACUAUUUGUAAACCGGGAUGAUGUAGCAUUGUCAUAAUAAAACCAUCUGGGUGCUUCA